Podospora pseudopauciseta is the source of this 842-nucleotide messenger RNA. RefSeq lists its product as uncharacterized. NCBI's taxonomy places the organism in Eukaryota, Fungi, Ascomycota, Sordariomycetes, Sordariales, Podosporaceae. The transcript has 2 exons. The record is from RefSeq and is a predicted model, not a curated record. The coding region runs from base 202 to 600 and encodes 132 amino acids.
CUGAACAUGGGACUUUUUGGCUGGUGAUCACCACCAGCAUCUCAGGGUUAGGGUCCUCUCUCUUAGGCCAUGGCGAUGUGUCUCCACGCAACUCUGCCCCGCAUUUUCCACCGUGACAUUCUCUUUUCUUCGCCCACCCUAAACUGCUGAGACAAAAACCAAGUUCCUGCUGUACAAACAACGUUCAUUUCAAGUGCAAAAAUGACAUCGUUUCUAUUUCGUUCCAGCAGAAACCCUCAGUACAAACUCGUCUUCUACGUCCCAACCACCCACCUUCGAAUCUGCAAAGACGCCGUCUUUGCUGCUGGAGCAGGCCGUUAUCCCGGAGCUGGCAAUUACACAGAAUGUUGCUGGACAGCAUUGGGAACUGGACAGUUCAAACCGGGACACGGUGCCAAACCUUACAAGGGAAAAGUCAACGUACUCGCUGAGGAAGAAGAGGCUCGGGUUGAGACACUGUGUGUGGGAAAGGCCGUGGCCAAACGCGCCGUGGAAGCUCUGAAGAAGGCACACCCAUACGAGGAGCCAGCUUAUGAGGUUUACAAGAUGGAAGACGUAGAAAGCUGGCGCCUAGGCUCUGGAUUGCGAGCCAAGUUAUGAUCAUCAAGAGAUAUUGCAAGCAAGUCUUACAAUCAGAGAGUUUGACAGAUGUUUCUGGCCUUCCUAUCGCCUGUAUCUAACAAUUCUUCCAACCCUGUCAACACGCAGCCAAUGAAGCCGCACCUUGGCAGCGCCCCCGCUCGCCGAUGUCACCUCAACGGAGGCGCCUCCUGAAGCGCGUCAAUCCCACUAUGUCCAUCAUCCGUCCAUAUUCAAUCACUAGGGCCAGGACGGAAUGCCUA